Molecule: messenger RNA, 1851 nt
Organism: [Candida] anglica
Lineage: Eukaryota; Fungi; Ascomycota; Pichiomycetes; Serinales; Debaryomycetaceae
Source: the annotation of a GenBank genome assembly
CCUGGGCUCACCUUACUUUCACUUCCUCUGUGUCGAAUAUGUCUAACUUAACGACACUUCUCAAAAGAAGUGCCUUGGCUCCUGCCUUGAGAGCUGUGAGGUUUAACUCAACUGUUGCCCCAACAGAAUCCCUCCAAUCAAAAUACCCUGAGCUUCGUGACUCCGACUUUGACGCUAACGGAAACCCAGAUUACGUCAAGCUUAUCUUGACAUCCAGAGUGUACGAUGUUGUAGACAGAGCAGGUACUCCACUCACCCACGCAGUGAACUUGUCCCACAAAUGUAACACAAACAUCUACCUUAAACGUGAAGAUUUACUCCCAGUCUUUUCUUUCAAAUUGCGUGGGGCUUACAAUAUGAUUUCUCAUUUACAUACAAACUCAGCUUCUCCAAUGUCUGGGGUUAUUGCUUGCUCCGCGGGUAACCACGCACAAGGUGUUGCCUACUCAGCCAACAAGCUUAAGAUUCCUUCCACUAUAGUUAUGCCCACGGCCACCCCAUCCAUUAAAUAUUCUAACGUUUCCAGAUUGGGCUCUCAAGUUGUCUUGUACGGAGAUGACUUUGACUCUGCCAAGCUGGAAUGUGACCGUUUAAGUGAAUUAAACGGACUCACCAACAUUCCUCCAUUCAACCAUCCAUACGUUAUUGCUGGUCAAGGUACUGUUGCAUUGGAAAUCACCCGUCAAUUAAGAUUGGACAAGUUGGACGCCAUAUUUGUCCCAGUCGGUGGUGGUGGUUUGAUUGCUGGUUUAGCCGUUUACUUGAAACAAAUCGCUCCUCAUGUCAAGAUUAUUGGUGUUGAAACAUACGAUGCCGAUGCCCUUUAUCAAUCGUUAAAGAGUAAUGAACUGAAGACUUUGGACUCUGUUGGUGUUUUCGCCGAUGGUACCGCCGUUAAAGUUUUGGGUGAGGAGACUUGGAGAAUCCUCCGUGAUCAUGUUGAUGAAGUUGUCCGUGUACUGACUGAUGAAUUAUGUGCUGCCAUCAAGGAUAUCUUUGAAGAUACAAGACUGAUUGUUGAACCAUCUGGUGCUCUCUCUGUAGCUGGUCUUAAGAAAUACGUCCACAAGACUAGUGGCGAAAUUGACCACAGAAAUAAAACUUAUGUUCCUAUUUUGAGUGGAGCUAACAUGAACUUUGAUAGAUUGAGAUUUGUUAGUGAAAGAGCUGUUUUGGGUGAAGGUAAAGAAGUUUCCCUCAUUGUCACUAUUCCAGAGAGACCAGGUGAAUUUGCAAAGUUGCAAAAAAUCAUCAACCCUAGAGCUAUCACCGAAUUUUCCUACAGAUUUUCAGACAACGACUCCGCAUCCAUUUACGUUUCCUUCAAUGUUAUCAAUAAGGAAAAGGAAUUGCCAAGAAUCUUGGAAAUCAUGACCGACAAGGAUCACGGAUACGACGUGUUUGACAUUUCAGAAAAUGAAGUUGCAAAGACUCAUGGCCGUUACUUGGUUGGUGGUAAGACACCAAUGUCUUGUGAAAAAUCCUAUCGCGAGAGACUUUAUCAAUUUGAAUUCCCAGAAAGACCUGGUGCCUUGUUUAACUUUUUGCAAACAUUAAAGUCAGACUGGGAUAUUACCUUGUUCCAUUAUAGAAACCACGGAAAUGAUGUUGGUAAGGUUUUGUGUGCCUUCCAUAUUCCAAAGGGUACUGAAGAAAAAGAGUUCCUGGACUGGUUAUCUCAAUUGGGCUACAAAUUUGUGGAUGAAAGCAAGAAUGUUGUCUAUCAAAAGUUCUUGAAGUGUAACUAGAUGGAUCCCACUUAACAAAUAUAGAAAUCUCAUUAAAAAGUAACAGGACUUGUUUAUAGAUAUUAACCCAAGAGAAAUAAAUACACACCUCUUCACUCGUUAA